ACAUUUGACAUUGGCUACUUCCUCUCCUCCUCAUCAUCGGUCAAACUUUUUGAUCUCUUCGCACCAAAUUCCAAACUCCCCAAUCAAACCUUUGACAAUUUCGUUCCACAUUCUCUCUCUCUCUCUCUCUCUCUCUCUUCAUAUAUCAUCUCAUCACCAUCCAUCUUUUACUCCGAUUUCUUCUGCAGCCUUCAUUCUUUCUCUCUCUCUCUCUUCAAAUGGCGGCUGCUGCGAGUGGUGUCGCCGCUCUUCCAUGGCCGAACGCAGAGCGCGCCACCUCCUCCUUCUCCAAGUCUUCGCAUUCCCAAAUCCGAAUCCCGCACAGGCCUUUCGAGAUUCAGACGCUCAGAAGAUCUGCGUUCAACCCUAGGUGUGAAUUUGGCGCCGAGAAACCGGUUCAGACCGCCACUUCCAGGUCUUUGAGAUCUUCGGCUCUCGAGCUUCUCAAGACGUCCUCGGCUGACAGAUAUACGAAGGAAAGGAGCAGCCUAGCGGUUAUAGGCCUAAAUGUUCACACUGCUCCAGUUGAGCUACGUGAGAAACUUGCCAUCCCUGAAGCACAGUGGUCUCAAGCCAUUGGUGAGCUCUGUGCUUUGAAUCAUAUAGAAGAAGCUGCUGUUCUUAGCACUUGUAACCGUAUGGAAAUAUAUGUGGUGGCUCUCUCCCAGCAUCGGGGGGUUAAAGAAGUGACUGAAUGGAUGUCAAAGGUGAGUGGUGUUCCCGUCUCUGAGCUUUCUAAGCACCGAAUUUUGCUGUACAACGAAGAUGCCACCCAGCAUCUAUUUGAAGUAGCCGCUGGGCUUGAUUCUCUUGUACUAGGAGAAGGUCAAAUCCUUGCUCAAGUCAAACAUGUUGUGAAAGUUGGACAAGGAGUACCUGGUUUUGACAGGAAAAUCAGUGGGCUUUUCAAGCAUGCAAUCACUGUUGGGAAGCGAGUGAGAACUGAGACCAACAUUGCCUCAGGAUCAGUUUCUGUGAGUUCAGCUGCUGUGGAGCUAGCCCUAAUGAAGCUUCCUAAACCUUCCUAUGCUACUGCCAGAGUGUUGGUGAUUGGUGCAGGCAAGAUGGGAAAACUCGUAAUUAAGCACUUAGUUUCUAAAGGGUGCAGAGAAAUGGUGAUUGUUAAUAGGAGUGAGGAGAGAGUUGCUGCCCUACGUGAAGAGUUCAAGGAUGUUGAAAUAAUCUACAAACCCCUCUCAGAUAUGCUAGCAAGCGCUGCUGAAGCCGAUGUCAUUUUCACCAGCACUGCAUCAGAAACCCCAUUAUUCUUGAAAGAACAUGUACAGAUGCUUCCAUCUGUCAGUCCAGAACUUGGAAAUCGGCUUUUUAUUGACAUCUCUGUACCUAGGAAUGUGGAACCAUGUGUCUCAGAUCUUGAAACUGCAUGUGUAUAUAACGUGGAUGACCUCAAAGAGGUUGUGGCGGCUCACAAGGAGGAUAGGCUUCGGAAGGCUAUGGAAGCUCAGAAAAUUAUCACUGAGGAAUUAAGUAAAUUUGAAGCUUGGAAGGAUUCACUUGAGACUGUCCCUACCAUCAAGAAGUUUAGAGCUUAUGCUGAAAGGAUCAGAGCUUGCGAGGUUGACAAGUGUUUGUCAAAGAUGGGCGAUGAUAUCUCAAAGAAGCAACAAAAGGCUAUUUAUGAUCUUAGCAUGGGAAUAGUGAACAAACUCCUUCAUGGUCCGAUGCAGCACCUCAGGUGCGAUGGAAGCGACAAUCGUAGUUUGAGUGAGAUUCUAGAGAAUAUGCAUGCUCUAAACAGGAUGUUUGAUCUUGACACAGACACAUCUGUAUUGGAAGAAAAGAUUCGAGCGAAGGUGGAACGAAUCCAGAAGUAAGGGUCGUUGUAGCUGGUUUUUUCCUUGCUCCAGUUGCAAUUAUGUUGGAAUUCCACGUACUGACCCUGCUAUCGCAACUGUAUACACAGAAAGUCAGUAGUUUGGAGGCCUUUGUUUUUAUUGAUUGACAUUCUUGGGGACAAUUAAAUCUGUCCUACUCAUACAUGGUAGAUUUUCGGCGUAGUAGGCAACAAACCGAAGUUUUGGGGGGAACUUGUUGCUUAUUACAUAUAACAGAGGUUGGUCUUGAGAGUUGAUGAUUCUUGUAGUUAACAAUUCAUUGAAAUUGAGUAUAAUAGUCCACAUACAUACAUAUUUGGCCACGUUCCCUCUUACUUUUACCCCCAAUUUUUUUCUUCAAUUUUUUUAACUAUCAAAAGGAAUAAAAGGCAACAACAGAUUGGAUGAGUUAAGAUGUUUUAGUUUACGGCAUUGCAUCAGAAGGUGGAACUGAAAUUGUUGUAGCCGUUUGGACUUUGGAAAAUCUUGGACAUAUGUAU
Prunus avium (sweet cherry) is the source of this 2335-nucleotide messenger RNA. Its product is annotated as glutamyl-tRNA reductase 2, chloroplastic-like. The record is from RefSeq and is a predicted model, not a curated record. Gene Ontology annotation, biological process: tetrapyrrole biosynthetic process. Lineage: Eukaryota; Viridiplantae; Streptophyta; Magnoliopsida; Rosales; Rosaceae. Gene Ontology annotation, molecular function: NADP binding; glutamyl-tRNA reductase (NADP+) activity.